UGCUGGCUGUGAGACUGAGGCUGCGGGAGGUCUGAGCUGUAACAUUAUCUGCAGCUUUUGAGCAGCAGCAGACACAGCACAGAGCCAGGACCAUCACUUGUGGAGGAGAGAGGGGACCUCCAGCCCGGAGUCACGCGCAGCUAUUGUAUCCAAGGGGAAGGAGGGGGAAGAGAGAGGGAGAGCUCAUCAAGUCAUGCAGGAUUGACUGCAUAGGGGAAGGUAAUCGAUGGCAAAGCUUUGAAUCUGAAUUAGCCUGGAAAGCAAAAGGAGAAGAAAGGAGAGGAGGAGGAGGGGGCAAUACACGGAAUCUGGCGAGGAAGAUGGAGCUCACAAUGGAGAAUUUAGGGAACCUACACAGUGUGACCCACUCUCAGGCUGGGGAUAUAAUGAGCUCCUCACACAGCAGGCAGACAUCCCACAGGAACCUGGUGUCCCACGGCCGGCCUGCUAUGGUAACCAGCAUGUCUUCCAUCCUGGACGGAGGGGAAUACAGAUCUGAGCAUACCCUAGGCGGCCCUUUGCAUCCAGCCAUGAACAUGUCCUGUGAAUCCCCAUCAGGGAUGAGCCUCAGCAGCACCUACACCACGCUAACCCCCCUGCAGCACCUGCCGCCCAUAUCCACCGUAUCGGACAAAUUCCACCAUCCGCACCAUCACCACCACCACCAUCAUCACCACCAGAGACUGGCUGGCAACGUGAGCGGCAGUUUCACCUUAAUGAGGGAUGAGAGAGGGCUGGCAUCCAUGGGAAACAUCUACGGCCACUAUCCAAAGGACAUGACAGCAAUGGGGCAGCCGCUGUCUCCUCUUUCCAAUGGCCUGGGCACUUUGCACAACUCACAGCAGUCACUGGGGCCCUAUGGCCCAGGAGGACACUUGAGCAAUGAAAAAAUGCUGUCACCCAACAGCUUCGACUCCCAUGCGGCCAUGCUUUCGAGGAGUGAAGACCAUCUGACCAGGGGUUUGGGUGGCCCAGGUGCUGGCAUGAUGCCACAUUUAAAUGGAAUGCACCCACAUGGUCACCACCACGCCUCAUCCAAUGGCUCCCUCCUCGGUGACAGAGAAAGGCAGGCGUCCACCUCUGGCUCUCAGGCGGGAGGCAAUGGUCAAGUGGAGGAGAUUAAUACUAAAGAGGUGGCUCAGCGGAUCACCGCCGAACUCAAGCGAUACAGUAUCCCACAAGCCAUCUUUGCCCAAAGGAUCUUGUGCAGGUCACAGGGAACCCUGUCUGAUCUCUUGAGAAAUCCAAAACCUUGGAGUAAGCUUAAGUCUGGCCGAGAGACCUUCAGAAGAAUGUGGAAGUGGCUCCAAGAGCCUGAGUUUCAGAGAAUGUCUGCUCUCAGGCUGGCAGCUUGUAAACGCAAAGAACAAGAACAGCAAAAGGACCGCAACCUUCAGCCCAAAAAACAAAGGCUGGUCUUCACGGACCUUCAGAGACGGACCUUGAUUGCCAUUUUCAAAGAAAACAAGCGUCCAUCCAAAGAAAUGCAGAUUACCAUCUCUCAGCAGCUAGGCCUGGAGCUUAACACAGUCAGUAAUUUCUUCAUGAAUGCACGUCGACGAUGCAUGAACCGGUGGCUAGAAGAGCCAGGGUCAAAUCCUGGAAUACCUUCUGCAUCCACAAGCACUUUCUCCAAAGCAUGAGUUGUCAUCUUUUUCCAGGAAAUCCCCAGUUGCAUCAGACAAAACCAAACAAAACCAUAAAUAAUUCCUGCUGCAGGAGACAAAUUGUGGGCACUACAUAUUUGCUCCCUAUAAAAUAAGGUUGAAGGCAUUUUAAAAUGAAAUAAAUCAAUACAACAUAUGAAUUAUGAUGGCAAAAAUGUGCUGGACUCAAAAUAUGCAAUUUUUAAAAUCGAAAAUGAAUUCAUGAUUUUCAUUAACAAAGGUAGCUGUUAUGACUUCCAUAUACCUAAUUAUUGUAAAAAAAAAAAAAAGAAAUCAGGCCACAUCUGUAAAAGGA
Molecule: messenger RNA, 1962 nt
Organism: Xenopus laevis (African clawed frog)
Lineage: Eukaryota; Metazoa; Chordata; Amphibia; Anura; Pipidae
Gene: onecut3.S
Product: one cut domain family member 2
Exons: 2
Coding region: 321-1643 (440 amino acids)
Source: RefSeq, a predicted model, not a curated record